Chlorella variabilis is the source of this 957-nucleotide messenger RNA. RefSeq lists its product as hypothetical. The annotation marks the transcript as partial. NCBI's taxonomy places the organism in Eukaryota, Viridiplantae, Chlorophyta, Trebouxiophyceae, Chlorellales, Chlorellaceae. Gene Ontology annotation, biological process: carbohydrate metabolic process. Gene Ontology annotation, molecular function: hydrolase activity, hydrolyzing O-glycosyl compounds. The record is from RefSeq and is a predicted model, not a curated record. The transcript is spliced from 13 exons.
GCCUUGGACAACGGAGUAGGCCUUACUCCAGCCAUGGGCUGGAACUCCUGGAACCAGUUUGGUCUUAAUGUGACGGAGGAGCUGAUCCGCCAGACUUCCGAACAAAUUGUGGACCUUGGGUUGGCCGAUGUGGGCUAUGAGUACGUGGUGAUUGAUGAUGGCUGGCCUAACAAGACGCGCGACGCGCAGGGCCGCAUGCAGGCCAACCUCACCAUCUUCCCCAGCGGCAUCGCCAACCUGUCUGACUACGUCCACAGCCUGGGCCUCAAGUUCGGCAUCUACUCAGAUGCUGGGGCGCUGACAUGCGGCGGGCACAUGGGCAGCUAUGGCCACUUUGAGGACGACGCGGAGACGUGGGCGGAGUGGGGGGUGGACUACCUCAAGGCGGGUGGAAAGAGAGGGAGAGGGGAGGGCUGGCGUUCUGAUCCCUACACACAACAUCACUCCCUGGCCGCACCAUCUCAUGCUGGGCGGCUGGUGUCUCUUGGUGCAGGGCGAGAGAUUUACUACUCAAUUUGCAACUGGGGCAUCGUCAACCCCUGGCGAUGGGGCGCGGAAGUCGGCAACAGCUGGAGGACCACCGCAGACAUAGCUGCCAACUUUGAUCGAGUCUUUUCUAACCUGGACAACAACGUGGGCCUGUCGCAGUUUGCCGCUCCGGGCGGGUGGAACGACCCAGACAUGCUGGAGGUGGGAAGCGGCGCCCUGACGCUGCAGGACCAGCGCUCGCACUUUGCGCUGUGGGCCGCCGUCAAGUCGCCGCUCAUCAUCGGCACAGACCUCAGGCGGGUGGCCAUCUCCCCGGAGUCGCUUGCCAUCCUCAAGAACCGAGACAUCAUCGCCGUCAACCAGGACCCGCUGGGCGUGGCCGCGGAGCGCGUGUGGAAGCAGGGCUCCGCCGAGGUAUUCGCGGGGCCGCUGCAGGGCGGCGACCGCGUGGUGGUGCUGUUCAACAGG